Molecule: messenger RNA, 3717 nt
Organism: Pelecanus crispus (Dalmatian pelican)
Lineage: Eukaryota; Metazoa; Chordata; Aves; Pelecaniformes; Pelecanidae
Source: RefSeq, a predicted model, not a curated record
AUGAGUGAUAUUUCCAAGCAACCAUCCCUGUUCUACCACCUUGGCGUGCGUGAAAGCUUUGACAUGGCUAAUAAUGUUAUACUGUACCAUGACACUGAUGCUGACACUGCUCAGUCUCUCAAAGAUAUGGUAUCUCAGAAAAACACAGUUGCCAACCACAAAGCUUUUCUUCGGGUUCAAGUACCUCCUGAAUACCACAGUGGUAAUCUGAUAGGCAAAGCUUCCAGUGGCAAUUAUUAUUUUAUUCCAUACAUCGUCACACCUUGUGCUGACUACUUUUGCUGUGAAAGUGACGCCCAACGAAGAGCUUCUGAGUAUAUGCAACCCAGCUGGGACAAUAUCCUGGGGCCAUUUUGUGUCCCACUGGUGGACAAGUUUAUCAGCCUUCUGAAGGAUGUUCAUGUUACAUCAUGUGCCUAUUAUAAAGAAACAAUGCUAAAUGAUAUUAGAAAAGCUAGAGAGAAGUAUCAAGGAGAUGAACUGGCUAAGGAGCUGGCCAGAAUUAAGCUUCGUAUGGAUAAUACUGAAGUGCUGACUUCUGACAUUGUCAUAAACCUGCUUCUUUCUUACAGAGAUAUUCAGGACUAUGAUGCUAUGGUGAAGCUGGUAGAAACACUAGAAAUGCUUCCUACCUGUGAUCUGGCUGAUCAACACAACAUUAAAUUUCAUUAUGCUUUUGCGUUGAAUCGAAGAAAUAAUGCAGGUGACAGAGAGAAGGCACUACAAGUUAUGCUUCAAGUGCUGCAGACAUGUGAUCAUCCUGCUCCAGAUAUGUUUUGCUUAUGUGGGCGGAUUUACAAGGAUAUGUUUCUUGAUUCUGACUGUAAAGAUACCAAUAGUCGAGAUCAUGCCAUUGAAUGGUAUCGCAAAGGAUUUGAACUCCAGUCAACUCUGUAUUCUGGAAUUAACCUUGCAGUUUUGCUACUUGUUGCAGGACAACAGUUUGAAAGCUCAAUGGAACUGAGAAAAAUAGGUGUACGGUUAAACAGUUUAUUGGGAAGAAAAGGAAGCCUAGAAAAAAUGAACAAUUACUGGGAUGUGGGACAGUUCUUCAGUGUGAGCAUGCUGGCUAAUGAUGUUGGUAAAGCAGUACAAGCAGCAGAGAAACUUUUUAAGCUGAAACCUCCAGUGUGGUACUUGAAAUCAUUAGUUCAGAAUCUGAUGUUAAUUCAGCAUUUCAAGAAACUCACCAUAGAACAUUCUCCUAGACAAGAGAGAUUGACUUUCUGGCUAGAUAUAAUUUUUGAGGCAACGAAAGAAACAACUAAUGGACUGAGAUUUCCAGUUUUGGUGAUAGAACCAACUAAAGUCUACCAGCCUGCAUAUGUUUCAAUCAACAAUGAAGCAGAUGAGAGAUCUCUCUCUUUGUGGCAUGUCUCUCCCACUGAAAUGAAACAGAUUCACGAAUGGAAUUUUACAGCUUCUUCCAUUAGGGGAAUAAGCAUUUCCAAGUUUGAUGAACGAUGUUGUUUUCUUUAUGUCCAUGACAACUCUGACGACUUUCAAAUCUACUUUUCUACAGAAAACCAAUGUAGUAGAUUCUGUGGGUUGGUGAAAGGAAUUUUGUCUGAUGCAGUUGGCAGUACUUUGGAACUAGAAGGAGAAAUAGAUGGAGACACAUUGGAGUAUGAAUAUGAUUAUGAUGAGAAUGGUGACAGGGUAGUUCUGGGGAAAGGUACUUACGGAAUAGUUUAUGCUGGAAGAGACCUUAGCAAUCAGGUCCGAAUAGCCAUCAAAGAAAUACCUGAGAGAGACAGCAGGUAUUCUCAACCUCUUCAUGAAGAGAUAGCAUUGCAUAAAUAUUUAAAGCAUCGGAACAUUGUCCAGUAUCUUGGAUCUGUUUCAGAAGAUGGAUACAUUAAGAUUUUUAUGGAGCAGGUGCCAGGAGGCAGCCUUUCAGCUCUCCUAAGAUCUAAGUGGGGCCCAAUGAAAGAACCUACAAUUAAAUUUUACACCAAGCAGAUUCUGGAAGGCCUUAAGUAUCUCCAUGAGAACCAGAUUGUACACAGAGAUAUAAAGGGGGAUAAUGUUUUGGUGAACACCUAUAGUGGCGUGGUAAAGAUAUCUGACUUUGGCACUUCCAAACGGCUGGCGGGAAUCAAUCCAUGCACUGAAACAUUUACAGGAACCUUGCAGUACAUGGCUCCAGAGAUCAUUGAUAAAGGACCACGAGGAUACGGUGCACCAGCUGACAUCUGGUCACUGGGUUGUACCAUUAUUGAAAUGGCAACGGGCAAACCUCCAUUUCAUGAACUAGGGGAGCCUCAAGCAGCAAUGUUUAAAGUUGGGAUGUUUAAGAUUCAUCCUGAAAUUCCAGAAUCACUGUCUGCUGAAACAAGGGCCUUUAUUUUGCUCUGUUUUGAACCUGAUCCUAGUAAACGUGUUACAGCAUCUGAUUUGCUCAGAGAUUCCUUCCUGAAACAAGUAAACAAGGGCAAGAAAAGCAGAAUUGCAUUCAAGCCUUCAGAUUACAAUCGUAAUACAUCCCUCCCACUGCUGAUCCAUGGAGAACAGGCUGGCAGUAGCAGCAGUGAGCAUGGCUCUGUUUCACCAGACUCUGAUGUACAGCAUGACAUGUUUUUCGAAAGGCCAAAGAGAUCCAUUUCAGAGAUUCAGACAAAGCAUCCCAUUUCCCAUUUACUAAGCGUGCCUGAUGAGGGCUCAGCCUCAGAGGACAGGAGCUCCUCUCCUUCCGUUGAGGACAAGGAUUCUGGUCUGUUUCUGCUGCGGAAGGACAGUGAACGCCGAGCAAUCCUAUAUAAAAUCCUUAAGGAAGAACAGAAUACAGUUGCUUCCAAUUUGCAGGACUGUAUUGCACAGAGCUCUGAAGAACUGCAGCUUUCAGUGGCCCACAUCAAGCAAAUUAUUGGGAUUUUAAGGGACUUCAUACGUUCUCCUGAGCAGAGAGUGAUGGCUUCUACCAUAUCCAAGUUGAAAAUGGAUUUGGAUUUUGACAGCACUUCCAUCAAUCAGAUUCAUCUGGUGCUGUUUGGAUUUCAGGAUGCGGUGAACAAAGUAUUAAGAAAUCAUUUAAUAAGGCCCCACUGGAUGUUUGCAAUGGAUAACAUAAUUCGCCGUGCAGUCCAAGCAGCAGUCACUAUUCUUAUUCCAGAGCUUCGGGCUCACUUUGAGCCAGCAUCAGAAACUGAAGGUGGGGACAAGGACGGUGAUGAAGCAGAGGACAGUCACCAGCCCACUGAACAAAAUGGGGCUGAGGAUCCUGCCAUCACGUCAGGAGCCAGCACCCUUAGUUCUGUGGUGUCACAUGAGGCUCAGCAGCAGCUUAGCCGGGAGUUGGGCAGACUUAAACAAGAGACCUUCAGGCUUUUGGAAAACCUAGUUCAGAAGGAGAAAGAAUAUCAGACCCUCUUACGACAAUCUUUGGAGCAAAAAACUCAGGAAUUACACUUGCUUCGAUUAAAACUUAAACCUGAAGACUCCCAAUGGUCUGCAGCAACUGUUAGAGAGAAUGCAGACCCUGAGCUCAUGAACUGGCUGAAACAACAAGGAGCAGACUUGGAUACAAUUAAGAGGUUUGCUGAAGAAGAUUAUACACUAAGUGCUGUCCUUAAUGAUAUCACUAAAGAUGAUCUGCGGUAUCUUCAACUGCGGGGUGGUCUUCUCUGCAGAAUUUGGAAUGCAAUAUUAAACCACCGACAAACAUUGGGUAAGAUUAAAGCUUCAGAAGGAGAACAUGCAAUGGGAAUAAGCAAAUGA